Photinus pyralis (common eastern firefly) is the source of this 7718-nucleotide messenger RNA. Its product is annotated as serine-enriched protein. The coding region runs from base 5251 to 6261 and encodes 336 amino acids. The transcript is spliced from 14 exons. The record is from RefSeq and is a predicted model, not a curated record. Gene Ontology annotation, molecular function: protein binding. NCBI's taxonomy places the organism in Eukaryota, Metazoa, Arthropoda, Insecta, Coleoptera, Lampyridae.
GCUUUUGUAAAUAUGUUCGCUAAUCUCUGAACUCAUUUCACAACAUAUUUACACCUCAAUGGUACCUACGCAUUUUGAGCAUUUCAUAUAAGUAGGUAUAAAUUAAAAGUUAUUUACAUAAAAGUCAGGAAAAUGAUACCCUACCUACUGAUGGAGAGGAAGUAUUGAAGUACGAGGCCCUAUAGGGGCCGAGUACUUUAACUUCCGAGUCAAAUAAAGUCAUUUUGCUGACGAGACUUGUAUUAAAUUUUACACGAAAUCGUCUUUUUUAAUAUAAAAUUUCAAUUUUUGUAUAGAACUUUUAAUUAAUGUCAAUCUGCCAGUGAGGACAGGAGUCAUUAUAGACAUGACCAAUAUGACAAAUGCGGACGAAGAAGUGAUAGGUGCGGCCGAUAAAGUAGGAAAAGUAGUCAGAUAACGUAUUACUGCCACUGUCAAGGAAACUAUAAGUACCUACCUACCUAACAUUAGAGUAUGAAAAUGAAAGGUUUCAUGAAGACCUAUAGGAUACCUACUGUCUAUUUUAGCGAUUACUGUACCUAUUAGAAAAACUCGUUUGGCGGUCUAUCUGACACAAAUUGUUUUUUUGAUUUUUCCCUUCAAGAUAAAUAUAUGAUAUUUACAAUGGAAUACCAAGAAAAGCGAAAAAACCCACAAUAAAUUUUAAAUAAGAUUAGGACAACGGGUUUAUAAAAGCACUAACAUGUGAUAAAUGAAAAUCUUAGAAACUCUCACAAUGAAGAUAUCGCUCUGUAUCUUGCUUAUUGGUCUGAGAUCUCUGUAUGCAGUUCCAAUCAACUCAGAGUUGCAGAAAAAAUAUUUUGAUAUAAAUACAAGUCCAUGGCAGUACAGUGGAAAGUUUGAGGGCGACAUGCUCUUUUCAAAUAGGAGGAACGGGGUCACUAAUUUAAAUUUAAGAUGGCCGUACGGUAGAGUAUGCUACUACAUCGCGCCAUCCUUCACUUCCGCUCAACAGAAUAGAAUAAGAGACACGUUGAGGAACGCAUUUGUCGGCACAUGUCUUCAAGCCGUAGAAAACUGGCAAGACUGCAAUGGCGAUUACGUUUACUUUAAAAAUGACCAGGGGGGAUGCUACUCGCACGUGGGAAGAAUAGGAGGGGGACAAACGCUGAACUUGGGAGGCGGAUGUGCAGACUAUGAGAACGUGAUCCUACAUGAAUUCAUGCAUGCCGUUGGUUUUCAACAUGAGCACAGCUCGCCUGAUCGUGACAACUACAUUUGGAUACUGUACGAGAACAUAGUUGACGACCAGUACGGCAGUUUCAAUAAAAUCCAGGAUGUGACUCCCUUUGGCCAACCAUACGAUCUCUGCACCAUAAUGCACUAUACCGAAUACGCCUUUUCGAAAAAUAACCAGCCUACUAUAGUGGCAAAAUCAAAUCCGGGGUGCGUUAUUGGAGGUGCUCCUGGUCAGGGCCUUACACAGAUUGACAAAAACAAAAUCAAUUAUAUGUACCACUGCUAUGGGUUGUAAUCCAAAUGAAUUAUGGGUUCCGGUUCUGCGACUUCAAUAACUUUCGGUUCCGGUUUUAGUUUAAACAUAUAACAAUUUUAUAAUAGGCCAAAAAUAACACCACAAAUUAAAGUAGAUUAUUCUUUUGUAUAAACAUUGUGUGUUCGUUUCAUCUCUGUCUGCCUCUACUCUAUUGCUUUCUUCACGCAUUCUUCUUCCUCUUACUAUUUUUGAUUCGCUUAUCCUUAUGUUUAUGUUGCGCAUUCACAUUCUAAACUAUUUCAUUAUUAAGUACCUAUAUAAUACAAUAAUCGACUUUAACUUGAAACUUGAAAAUACAUUCUUGCAUUCUCUACUGCACCCUUUUGCUAAAGCACAUCAGCCACGCCCAUUUGAUGUAAGUAGGUACAUGCGAUUUAUCAGUUACGAGUUUAUUUUGUGUUCUUUGUGCUAAAUUGAUCACUCUUGCUGUUAUUUAGUAUGCCAUUUGUUUUCACUAAUUUGUUCAAGUACCUACAUUUGCUCUAUUACCCGAUUUUUCAUUCACUGUACAUAACAUCCCAGCACACGACCUUGCAUCAUAAAACAAGGUCACUUCUUAGAUACGUAAACGGGAAAUUCCCUUCACCGAAGCCACGAUCAAAACUCGGGGAAUCCCUACGACCUUGGCUUAAAAAAGGUUACGGAAUCGUAUAAUCCCUCCCCGAGGCUACGACCUUGUGACCUCACAAAAACUGGCGGGAGGUAGUGCCUGUGUUCUACUGAUAGGAAUUAAAAGAAAUUAAAUUGACAUUUUUUCUUACGAGGCGACUAGUAAAUGUAAUACAGGGACCCCGCAGUAUCCUUGCUGAAUUAAUGCCGUAGAUAAAUCUAUUGAAAUCCUAAUGAACUGAUACAAUGAGCCACUACGAUGAAACACGGAAAAGUGCUUAGUUGACAGUUUUUUAAGAGUUGUAAUUUUUGUCGCAUUUGUACCUACGUUUGGUAUUUUUUGUUUAUUUAUCUGGAUCUGGAUAGCAGUUUGAGUUAUCGACAAGUACCGUUGGCGCACCGCUGGAAAUAUGUUGCGCCUCGAAACAUGCUGCAGGUGCCGCCCAAUAAUGUAAUAAUUUUGAUGUUUGAUGCAACUUUUAAAUGAAAGAAGUAGUGUCUUUAUUUAGCUUUGUUGAUUUUGCAUUUUGUUCAUGGUAAAAUUUAGCGUCACUUUGCUUUCUGCAUCCAGUAUAGUUCAAUUUGUUCUAACAUUGUCCAUUUUUGUGUAAGAUUUGUGUCUAAAUAUCUGCCUUUUUUUAAGUGUAGGUAAUUAACUUUUUCGUCCGUGCAGCAGUAGAUGCCGAAGUGAUAAAGAUACUUGGCGACAUUCAUCUCAAAAUACAACUUUAGUCCAAGGUUACCCUUUCCAGGACCUUGAGAUACCUUCUGGACUGGAGAAGGUCCGGGUAAUUAACAUUGUAUUUCAUGUAGUUUAUGUAAGAGACUUUGAAAUGUUAUUUUUCACAAAUGGGCAAGAAAUGGAGUCGCUUUGAAAUCUAUAAGAGCUUACCACUCUUUGGCUUAUUAAAUUUUGUAUUAAAUUAACGUCAGAUUUAAACGAUUCAAAUUCAAGGGUUACCACUUUUGCUCCAAAUUUUCCUCUAUACUUGCCUUAUGGCAAACAAUGGCACGACCUCUUGCGGCGAAACAAAGAACUAUUGUAAAAGAAACUUAUAACACUCGGAUGGCCUCUAGCGACGAAAAUAAAGGACUAAGGUAAUAAAUCUACUACAGGAACCAUUUUCAUUUUCACUAAACUGGUUUACAAAGGAAAUACCUAGAAGGCGAAAGAAUAUCAAUUGGUAAGAUCAAAACGGUACAAGUCGAGAGAAAAGAUAACACGCCUUUUCCAAAGCCGAAUAUAUAUUACACAGUAUAGCUGAAGACGUAAAAUAUCACAGCUUAAUCUGUAACGUUGGCUCAAAAUUUGAAUUUAUUUUUUCGACUUAUAGAGCUAGAUAAAGUACAAUUUUUUACAUUUCAAGGGUUAGACCAUUAGGCAUUACAUAUCAUAGAAAAUUUACAGGGUGUGGAAAUUUAAAGAGCCGAUUUUCCAAUGUGUGGCUGGUGGAAUUUUAAAAAUAAAUCUCUAAGAAUUUCGAGGAAUUGCUCCUUUCUGCGUCCUUUACUUUCUAUAGAGCAUUGUGUUUAUAACGGAUGCAUGGAGACGAGAUUUCGCUGUAACUAGAGCUAAAGUGACCUUAUCUACUGUAAACCACUGAAUAAGUACAUCAUUUCAGUGUCAUUGAAAAUGCAACGUGGUGUAUCAUACGUGGGAUUUGAUUUAUUACCCUAGUUUUUAUUUAUUUAGUAGUGCAGAAGUGAAGAAAACGAAUCAGCAAGUAACGAUGACCGUGUAAUUUUCAGAAGCCAUUUUGUGGGUGGUAGUAGGAUAGGUAGGGAUCCUUCCGGCGAGAUUUUUAGGAUUCAUUCGGUGCUGAGCUGCGGGGGUUCGUUGUGUAUGGGCACUAUAAAAAAAUUAAUUAAUUAAUUAAAGAAUAAACCCAUGGUACAUUUGGAGUAAAAAUUACGUUUGCACAGUUCAAGGUGACAGUUUAAUUUAAAAAAAACGAUUAUAAUUGUCGUUGGCCAUUUAUUUAUUUAUUUAUUUACCUCAGCGAUUCAUUAUCCGAUAAAAUCCAUUGCGUGUUCCAUCUUUUCGGGAAUUAUGAGACACCCUACGGGUACCCAAAUUAGAUCCACAUUCCAUUCGAGCUAAGGUAAUAUAAGAAGUAUCCAUUUCCCAGAGGAAAACGAUUCAAUUUUGUAUGCGACAGAUUAAAGUAGUAUAGUAAUUAGAAUUUUGCGUGAUUAUUAAACGGCACCAAUACCUUAGUUAGGGGUAAAGAAUUAGGACAACAUUGUAAGCGACGUGGAUUGUGGAUUAAAAUCUGUGUUAUUUAUCAAUAUAUUUGUUUUAAAAUCACGUCUUUUAACGUGGAAAUCAGAAAUCAAACUCAAAAAGUUUCAAGUAAAAAAAGAAAAAGGAGAAAUUCCUUCAAUCGGAGUGUUACCAGAUAAAAAAAAUCAUUUCAUAUAAAGCUAUCCGGAGGUCAUUCUAAUAUUAUUGUUGAUGUGAAGCAUUUUCACCAUAUAUACGAUGAGACAUGUUAAAAACGAAUGCUUCAAGGUAUUGGUCCUUUGAGCCGAAUCAAUAUUCUUUUCGCUGUUUUUCGCCUUUUGGAAGAUUUAAACGACAAAAUUUCCAGAACGGUUAUGCAAACAAAACAAAAGAAAACAAUAAAAAAAACGGCGCACCCGACUGGUCCGGAAUUCUAAAGCGGCGGGAAAUUUUAAUUCAAAGGUCAUGUUGACCAAAGGUUUAAGAUAACUUGAAAAAAAUCCCUUUGCGUAAUAAGCAAAUAUAAUAAAGCAUUUGUCAAUCUUGCAACAAGGAUUUGAAUCUCCAGAUACGUUUCUAAUUGACCACAAUUUUCACCGACGGACGUUUCCCCUUUGAUGUAAAGUCCCAAACAAAGAUUUCGCAUGCCACUAUGAAUAUUUCAAAUCAUUACUUCGGAUUCUGCGCCCCGUCCCGAUUUUGGCGACCACAAUAGAACUCUUUCAGCUACUCCCAGUAGUAAGGUGUUUCCUUUAGAAGGCAUUUCCUUCAUUUCUAAAUAAUUAUGUUCUAUACGCGACCUUUAUUGUUUCGGGUCUUUAAUUAAUCGCGCGCGUUUUCUUUUUCAUUGUUUGUGAUUAUUUUCAUUCAUUUCUGAGGUUUUGUGUGAAAAGUUCAACAGAUGCCUGAGAGCUUGUUGCAACCUGGUUACAGUGUGAUGGCGGAGUCUGAACCGGAACUGAGCACCUUCGAAAAUAAAUCCGGUUUGGCCGAAGACAUGAAGUUUCUUGCGUCCAUGCCGGAACUGUGCGACGUGACGUUUUUGGUUGGAGACACGCGCGAACCGGUUUGUGCCGUAAAAGCAGUGCUAGCGGCGAGAUCUCGCGUUUUUCACAAGAUGCUGUACCAAGCCCCCAGUCCCCAACGGAAAAAAGAGCCGGCUCCUCGUGAAAACAAACUACGCUUAUUCCUAAAACGAUCUUCAGAGCCUCUACUAAACUUGCAAAACGCAUCCCAACAGAGAGGCUUCACCCAGCAGUUGGCUCCCAUCCAAGAGCCAGCAUCGCACCAACACCAAACGCUCAUCAUUGAAGAGUUCGAGCCAGACGUCUUCAGACAACUGAUCGAGUACAUUCACACUGGAUGCGUCACGCUACAGCCACGGACAUUAUUAGGAGUAAUGAAUGCCGCUGACUAUUACGGCUUGGAUGAGCUACGUCGUGCCUGCGCCGGCUUCGUUCAGUGUUGCAUAAACGUCGACACUGUCUGCGCCCUUUUGGCUUCGGCAGAACGAUAUAUUCAGUACAAGUGCACAAAGUCCCUGGUACAAAAGGUGCUGGAAUUCGUCGACGAACACGGGAACGAGGUUUUGAAUCUGGGCUCGUUCACGCUUCUCCCCCAACACGUAGUUAGACUGAUACUCGCCAGGGACGAACUUCAAGCGGACGAGUUUACCAAGUUUCAAGCUGCGCUGAUGUGGAGUAAGAAGUACUGCGACAACAAUCCGAACACAUUUCUAAAGGACGUCAUCGGUAACUUCCUCGAGUACAUUCAGUUCCAUAAGAUACCGGCCAACGUUCUAAUGAGAGAGAUUCAUCCUCUUGGUAUCGUACCGUAUAGUAUCAUCAUGAAUGCACUCGCUUAUCAGACCCAGCAAGUGUCGACCCCGGAAAACUGUCCCCUAAUAGAGUAAGACGCCAAGCGCACGGCCGUUCGAUGUCCGUGCAAAGCUCACUAGACCCGUACGGUUCGAACACAACCCUCAGCAGUAGCGGAUCUAGUGAGCUAGCUUCUUCAGAUGGCAAGCAUUCGUCUAACUAACAAAUAGCCAGCGGCGCGCCGCCUUCUACUGCUCCUUCAACCGCUCAUUCUUCACCCGCACACGUCUUCACCUUUACUAUCGUGCUCAAAAAGAUAACACCUCUACUUUAAUAUCCUGUUGUCCGAAACUCGCCCUUUGAAAAUUGACGCGCUGAUAACCAACGGUAAAAACUCUAUUUUUGUAAGCACCACCCAGAACGGGACGUGAGAACAGUUUUUGCGCGUGGUUUUGAAAAGGGUUAGCCCAGUUCUCGACCGCUAUGUUCAUUCUUGUUUAACAAUAUUUUCAUGCAGUACUUAUAAAAAUAUGUACAUAAUAUAAAACUAUGGUGCCAUAUUGUUGUUAAAUGACUGAAUUAUCCAAACACAAUUUUGUUUGUGUACUCACUGUGAUCUAGAGUAGUUGGUUCAAGUUUAACUCGGUAUCAGUUGAAAAGUGUUCAUUAUUUUUAAUAUUGUUGGAGCGUUCCACGUUUAAAUUAUGACAAUCCGUUGUUGAAAGUUACUGUUAAAUUUUCUUGUAAGAUUUUAUUGUUGUAAAAGAUUUAAAUGAAUAUAAAUAAUACUUAAAUGACAAACUGCAUGAUCAUAUUCAGGAUACUUGUUAACUUAUACUGAAGAACCUUUACUUUUAUCUGUACCAGUUGAAAUUGUGCUCAGUUAUAAAGUCCAAUAUGGUGAGAAUCGUAUUUGGAAUACCUAGUUAAAACACCAGUGUAACAUCUUCCCUCAUACCUUGGAAGUAUUAUAAGCCCACUCCUGGUCCAUACCAUAUCCGUGUUGCGGCGCGCAUUGAUGGCAAAUUGUUAUUAGAUGAAUUGCAAAGAGUGUAAACCUAAAUCAGCGGCUUUCUGUGAGCUUACUUUUAUCUUACAUUAAUUCUAAGUUUGCAAAGACUAUGUUUAUACUUUCUGUCGUUUGGUUAGUAGGUACAGUAAACAAAGAAGCGCAUAUCGCCGACAGGCGCAACUUUUGCCAAAAGGGACGCAAUUGCCUAAGGUACCUUUAUUUACUGUACAAAAAUUCUAAAUCAAUUAACGGUACUACAAGAGUGUCGCUAUCAGAGCUGACCGAAACAAAAACGGCGACCUGCCUAAAUUAUUAUCGUCGCGAAACUGUGAGCACUGAUGAACGUUCUUGUAGCAACAUAUACUACCUAUAUGCUCACUGUUUGAAAUGUUUAUAAUGUUGAUGUGACUUGAAUUGUUUAUGCGUGUAAAGGAGUUGUGUUAUUUCUAUUAUGUAAUUGUUUAAUGUUCUGUUACUGGAUUAGCUUGUACUAUCUCUGUCUUGUCAAUGUUUAAAGAACAGAAUUUCCAAAUUCUAAUU